Molecule: messenger RNA, 1598 nt
Organism: Balearica regulorum gibbericeps (East African grey crowned-crane)
Lineage: Eukaryota; Metazoa; Chordata; Aves; Gruiformes; Gruidae
Source: RefSeq, a predicted model, not a curated record
AUGGAUGCCAACACUGACAAUGCUAAGCCAGUGGCCUCCAAGGGGUCUGUGAGGCUUGGAGCGGGUACAAGUCAGAGGGAGGCCAGUUACAUCACUACUGGCCAGAAAGUCCCUCUUGCUACAUCCAGUAAUAAAAGUACCCCUGUUGAGCAUGCUCCGGUGUCUACCAGUUCUGCCUCUGCUCCUGCACCAUACGCUUCAGCACAUCAGCCUGCUGCUGCUGCUCAAAAUACAGCCAGUCUGAUGACACCACCAGCAACCACCUCAGUAGUGCAAGAGUCUUUCUCAUCCUCCUUCCAAAGAAACACAAGCCAGUCAUAUACACCAACACCAGUUUCCGGAAGCUACAGUGAAAGUCCUGCUGCUUCUGCUACUUCAAAACCAAGGGUUGUUACUACUGCCAGCAUAAAGCCCUCUGUCUACCAGCCAGCACCAGCACCAGUUCAUUCCUACACCCCUGCCAACGUUGAGCCUGCAAGUCGCCCUCCCUGGGUAACAGAUGACUCCUUUUCCCAGAAAUUUGCACCUGGAAAAACCACUACUACUGUCACAAAGCACAUCCUACCAAGGGGUGCUCCAGUACCAUCUCCUGCCUCAACUUCUGCUUACCCAUCUCCAGUUUCAACUUCUUCCCAGGCUCCUGCAAUAGCCCGGGGAACAGUUCAGAGGGCUGAGCGUUUUCCAGCCAGCAGCCGAACUCCUCUCUGCGGGCACUGUAACAGCAUAAUUCGGGGUCCUUUCCUGGUAGCCAUGGGUCGCUCUUGGCACCCAGAAGAAUUCAACUGUGCUUACUGCAAGACAUCCUUGGCUGAUAUGUGCUUUGUGGAGGAGCAGAAUAGUGUGUACUGUGAGCGCUGUUACGAACAGUUCUUUGCACCAACCUGUGCCAGAUGCCACACUAAGAUCAUGGGGGAAGUGAUGCAUGCCCUAAGACAGACUUGGCACACAAGUUGCUUUGUCUGUGCUGCUUGUAAGAUGCCAUUUGGGAAUAGCCUCUUUCACAUGGAGGAUGGGGAACCUUACUGUGAGAAAGAUUAUAUUGCUUUGUUCAGCACCAAAUGCCAUGGCUGUGAUUUUCCUGUUGAAGCUGGAGAUAAAUUCAUUGAAGCUCUUGGACACACUUGGCAUGAUACCUGCUUCAUUUGUGCUGUAUGCCAUGUGAAUUUGGAAGGUCAGCCAUUCUACUCCAAGAAGGAUAAGCCGCUGUGCAAGAAGCAUGCCCAUGCCAUCAAUGUUUAAAAGAAGAGUUGGUAGACAGUAACGCUGGGGAAAAACGGAUGACUAACUGGGCAAUUAUAAAGUUGAUAACCAUGGCUAGAAUUUUUCUUGGUAAAAGCUAGGAAGUUGAUACUUCUGAAGUUUAACCUCUUUUGUAAAUGCAGAACAUGCUUUUGCAAGGUUCAUACAAAAACCUACAGAAUGAACAGUCAAAACCAAAUGAAUGAGUCCAUUAUUAGAGCAAUGGUUGGGGAAAAUAUAGAAAUUAACUAAAAACUGUUAUGUAAAAAGUAAAGCAUAAAUACAGUUUCAAAUGAACUACCCACAGCAGUUUUACUGCUUAGACCACACACUAGUGUUUAAGAACAACUGAAAAAGUC